Coturnix japonica (Japanese quail) is the source of this 2928-nucleotide messenger RNA. RefSeq names its product ST6 beta-galactoside alpha-2,6-sialyltransferase 1 (gene ST6GAL1). Lineage: Eukaryota; Metazoa; Chordata; Aves; Galliformes; Phasianidae. Gene Ontology annotation, cellular component: Golgi apparatus. Gene Ontology annotation, molecular function: beta-galactoside alpha-2,6-sialyltransferase activity. The record is from RefSeq and is a predicted model, not a curated record. Gene Ontology annotation, biological process: sialylation.
GCCGGGAGCGCGGCCCCGCAGUGCCCGCCGCCCCGGGUGCGUGCUUGCAGCGCGGGGAGGAGCGGCCCCGCCUCCGUGAGCCCCCGCCGUACCGAGCCGAGAGCGGCACCGCCAGGAAGCUCAAUUAGAGGUGAGAUGAGGGCAUGAAGAGCUGCUUGCAUGGCACAGAUGUGGCAGUGGCUCAUCUGGACGUCACCUGGCCACCCCCUUGUGAAUGGAAGAGUUUGACAGGAGCUGCUGAGGACAGCGAAGGAUCCUGGAGAUGAAGGUGUUUCUUGAACUCUCAUGCAGCUGUUGUGUUUUGGGAUAUCCUGCCUUAAAUCCUGGACAAAAAUCUGCCCACAGCCAAAAAUGACUUGAGUGGAAGAGCCACUGCUUUGUCCAACAGGACCAGCUUCCUGCCCUGUGCUCACUGUGUUCCAUGUGGAUGCGACGUACACUAUGGUUCACAUCAACGUGCUGAAAAAAUUGAUGUGUGUUCUUGUGGUGAUACUGAUAGCUCUGACGGUUUGCCUGUGGAAAGAGACAAGAGGAAGCUACUAUGUUCCUUUCAAGAACGAUGAUACACAGGUUCACAGGACUUUGGAGAAAUGGAACCUGUUUAAAUCACAGGGCCUCUUCCAUGCAGCUGCUGCUGAUGUGGGUCAGAUGCUUAAAGCUUUGCCCAACAACCAAAACAAAGUAAAGGGCAUCACCUCUGGAAUAGUGGAGAAGUCCAGGAAAGCAGCAGACCAUGUGAAGGUAUGGGAUAAGGACAGCUCAUCCAGAAACCUCAUACCCAGGCUGCAGAAGGUCAGGAAGAACUACCUGUCCAUGAACAAGUACAACGUGACUUACAAUGGGAAGAUGAAUGCUGCUAAACUCAGCCCAGAGAAGCUGCUGUGCCAGCUGCGGGACAGGGUGAACGUGACCAUGAUACGGGGAUCAGACGGCCCAUUUAAUUCCUCGGAAUGGCAGCACUACCUGCCAGAGAAAAGCCUCAACGAAACAGUGGGCCCCCUGGGUCGCUGUGCUGUUGUGUCCUCAGCAGGCUCUCUGAAAUCAUCUCACUUGGGACCAGAAAUAGACAGCCAUGAUGCCGUCUUGCGGUUUAACGGGGCUCCUGUCAAGGGAUUUCAAGAAGACGUGGGGCAAAAAACAACAAUUCGUCUUGUUAACUCCCAGCUGGUCACUGUCGAGGUGCAGCACUUCCUGAAGGAUGCACUGUAUAACACUGGAAUCUUGAUUGUCUGGGAUCCAGCACCGUAUCAUGCAGAAAUACAUGAGUGGUACCGAAAACCAGACUACAAGUUUUUUGAAGCCUACAAGUUAUAUCGUGUCAGACAUCCGGAGCAGCCCUUCUAUAUCCUGAAUCCAAAGAUGCAGUGGCAACUCUGGGAUAUUCUGCAGGAGAAUUCCCUGGAGCAUAUUCAGCCCAACCCACCGUCUUCAGGAAUGCUGGGCAUUGUGAUCAUGAUGACGCUCUGCAAUGAGGUGGAUGUGUAUGAAUUCCUCCCUUCUAAGCGGCUGACGGACAUUUGCCACUACUACCAGAAGUUUCACGACCGUGCCUGCACCAUGGGAGCUUACCACCCCCUCUUGUUUGAGAAAAACUUGGUGAAGCAUUUAAACCAAGGCACCGAUGAGGACAUCUAUACUCAUGGGAAGGUUACUUUGCCCGGCUUCCGAAACAUACACUGCUAACAAAUCAGUUUUCCUUGUAUUUAGACUCUUGCCUUGACUGUCGAAGCACUUUGAAAAUCAGGGUUGUCAUAUUUGUGAUGUCUAAGCACUGGUGUGUUUUGACAGCUCUUCCACGUCGCAACACUUAGGACUCCUUGGCAUGGCUUCUCCAAACUGGAAGGCAGUGCAAUACGUUGUGGUACAUCCACGCAGUGUCUGCGUGAGCCUCUGCAAUAAAUGCCCUCCUCGUGGGGCUGGGCUCAUGCAGCUGGUGGGAUAUCUGUCUUCAGCUCAACUGAUGAUGCUAUAUGGGAAUCACGGGAGAUGCUUUCUAAGCAGAGACUGCACGAGUCUGAAUCACGUGCUGAUAAAGUUCAGCUUGCUUCAAAGAGGUUCUGACAGCUGAAAGCCUGAUCUACUAAGAAAGAAGAAACAUUCUUUAAUGUUUGUUCCUAUCACCGUGGAGCUCUUUGGAGCAGUGAUUUAAGGAGUCGCUGUUAGAGCUGGGUACCGAUAAGCUCAGCUCCUAGUCCAAAGUAUUUGAUUUUACCAUUAAAAUAAGCAAGGCAACUUCCUAUCAAAAUAGAAGGCUUUUAAAUCAUCCGGGUGGCGUUUUUGACAUAUGAGAAGGGAGGCAAUUCACAAAUCAGAAACUUCUGCAAAAUAUUUUUAGACGUUUUAGUGGAGUGGGUUUUUUUUUUUUUGUUUUUAAUAUUUUUAAGCAAGUUUUAUUGACCAUUUACUUCUCCAGUACAGUGUCGUGUUUGGUACAGAAAUGUUUUGGUGGUGGUGUUGAAAGGCGCAGGUGGGAGGACUCACUGGAAGCUGGUACUUCUUUCCAACUCUCUGCUAAUCUACCUCUGUAAUUGUUGGCAAAUUGUUUUCUGUCUUGUCUCCAGUCACAAAAAAAGCCACGUAGCAGCUGGAUGGAUGAGAUGCAGCUCUCUAUAAGCUAAGCAGGGCCAUCUUGUUGCUGCUUUGUGCUUUCUGAACGUGUGGCCAACAGAUGCGUUGCCUCCAUCCUUCAUCAGCAGUGAGGAAGGAGAUGUGCUCUGCUCCCUAUGCUGGAACUCAGGCAGAUGGGAGCAGGGCACCUUUUCCCUCAUGUAGCCUCAUGGUGGAAGCAGCAGCUCUGCAAUCUCUGCGCAUCAAUGACAACACCUUCUGAGUCCUUUUCCAUACUACUGUAUUCCGUGGUUACCUGUAAAGAAAACCUUUUCUUCUCUUGUUUUGAAUAAAUCCUGUGAAGUCAUUGGCCCAUUCUUA